Molecule: messenger RNA, 2555 nt
Organism: Caenorhabditis elegans
Lineage: Eukaryota; Metazoa; Nematoda; Chromadorea; Rhabditida; Rhabditidae
Gene: dnj-29
Product: J domain-containing protein
Exons: 11
Coding region: 18-2276 (752 amino acids)
Cellular component (GO): endoplasmic reticulum membrane
Source: RefSeq, marked reviewed
UAAUUAAUCGCUAAAAAAUGGGCCGCGCGUCGUUUGAGUACGACGAAGUCGGCAACACAUUUUACUAUGUGCUCGUGGCAUUCUACGCGAUUAUUCUGUUCCCGGCGACCUACCUAUGCCUUCCAGGAGCCUCGAAACCAGAACCAGAACACGUGAUCAACGAACACGAGUGCCAAUGCGACGGUUGUGACAAGAAAAGACGACAAAAAGCGGCGAAUAAGCCGUGGCGACGGACUAAAAAGAUUAUUACCAUCGUUGUUCUCGUUGUAGCGUGGGCAAUUUUCGCGAUAAUUGUGAAAAAAACGACUGAAAUCGAGCAAACUCACAAGGACUAUGACCCGUAUCAGAUUUUGGGUCUGGAUCAGGGCGCCGACGAGAAGGCCAUCAAAAAGGCCUGGAGAGAUAUGUCAAAGAUUCACCAUCCGGAUCGUGGAGGAGACGCUCAAUUCUUCGAUAAAAUCGCCAAGGCUCACCAGGCUCUCACCGAUAAAGAAGCUCGCGAAAACUGGGAAAAAUACGGAAAUCCAGACGGCCCAACUGCCACAACUUUCGGAAUUGCUCUGCCCAAAUGGCUUGUGAGCAAAGAAUACGGACUCUGGGUGCUCGCUUUCUAUGGGCUCAUUUUUAUGAUCAUUUUGCCCGUUUCUGUUGGAAUGUGGUGGUAUAGCUCGAUCAAAUACAGCGCUGACAAGGUUCUUCUGGACACCACACGAAUGUACUAUUAUUUCAUCAAUCGGACACCGAGAAUGGAGAUUGGAAGAAUGAUCGCCGUGCUCUCUGGAUCCUUCGAAUUCAGCAAACAGUACAAUAAGGAGAUUCAGGAACGAGAAACUGAUGAUUAUGAGGUUCCGAGGCUCAUGAAACAGAUUGCCGGUGUUAAUGAUAAGGGAAAAGAGCAACCGUUGAGCCAACCGUAUGCACUGAAAUCUCGUGUACUUUUACACGCGUAUCUGUCGAGAUUACCACUGGAAUCGCAAAAUGAUGCGUUGGAGGAGGAUCAGAGCUACAUAAUCACCCGAAUUCUGCGUUUCGUCGAAGAAAUGGUGAAUUGCUCGCAAAAUCUGAUGAACUACUCCCAACACACGAAGAUUUCCAUCGAAACGUUCGAUAAUCUUCUGAAAUUGCAACCAAUGUUCGUUCAGGCGCUUUGGCAAAAGAAUAGCCCGUUGCUUCAGCUUCCACACAUUACAGACUACAAUUUACAGCAUUUGAGAAAGAAGCGUGUAUUCUCGUGCCAUGACCUAGCUGUAAUGGAUGCAGAAACCCGUCGUUCCGUCCUUCGAUCCCUAUCAAAUGAGGAAUAUCGUGACGUAAUGGUCGUUUUAUCAAUGAUGCCACGUCUACAAAUCGAGACGAAGACAGUUGUAGAAGGAGAAGAUGAUAAGCAUGAACUGACGGCUGGAUGUGUAGUUACACUGAAAGUUACGAUGAGAAGAAGCCGAUUAAUUGAUCCACAAGAAGCAGGGCUCGCUGAUCAGUACAAAAAGUAUGCGGAAGAUGGUGGAGAUGAUGAGUUGGAAGCAUCGGAAGCUCCAGAAGAAGCUGCUGCUACUGUUGAGGAGGAAGAAGUGAAGAAACGGAAGCCGUGGGAGAAGAAUAAGCCGAAACAGAAGAAAAAGAAGGCUCAAGGUCAGGGCCAGAAGAAGUUUGUGAAGAAGAACGCCCCGGCUUCACCUGACACGGAGAAGGCUUUGAAGGAGGAGGCUAAGGAAGAAGACGAUGAUGACGAAAAAAAUUCGAAGGCUUCAGAUUCUGAAGAUGAAGAAUCGGGAGCUUCUGAUUCGGAGAAGGACGGAGCCGCCGCCGCCGGAGGAGAUCAAAAAGAUGAUCAAACCGAUUCGGAAUGGGAAGAUGACGUGGCAAAUAGCAAAAAAUCGAUAUUCGAGACGAAAAACACACAAACUCACACUGUUCAUGCUCCGUUCUUCCCGACUGAGAAAUUCGAAUGGUGGUGGAUAACGGUAGCAUAUGUGGAUAAAAAGGAGAAGUCUCGGCAGUUGCUGACGUUCCCACAACUCGUUAAAACACUGAUUGAUGAGCAAACGAUUGACAUUCGAUUCGCGGCUCCACCACACAAAGGAAUCUACACGUACAAUUUGUCGGUCAAAUCGGAUUCCUAUAUGGAUGCGGAGUAUAGUGUUGAUUUUAAGAUCGACGUGAAAGAGGCGAAAUUCGUCGAAAUCAAGCACGACGACUACGUGGAUGAGGACGAUGAAGCCGUCGAAGUGUCGUCGGACGAUGAUUAUACAGAAGACGAUGACUCGGAUGAAGAGUAGCGAAAUGCUCCAACAAUUGCUCUCCAAAUUAUUCGUUAAUUUAUUUUUCAAUUUUUCUUCAGUGGCCCCCCAUUGUUCUCCCGCACUUUUCUCCAAAAAAAUUUCAAUCAAUUUCUCUACUGGGUUUUCUGUUCUUCUAAAAGUAAUUAAAUUAAAUAUUUUAUUUAAAAAAAUUUGUAUGUUUUCGUGUUCCCUAUGCAUUAUUAUUUCUAUUCCCUUCCCACCAAUCACAUCACUUUUGAAAAUGUUUCCUCUACAUAGUUACAUGAAAUUUAGACC